Molecule: messenger RNA, 1188 nt
Organism: Trypanosoma rangeli
Lineage: Eukaryota; Euglenozoa; Kinetoplastea; Trypanosomatida; Trypanosomatidae
Product: phospholipase A2-like protein
Exons: 1
Coding region: 1-1188 (395 amino acids)
Molecular function (GO): 1-alkyl-2-acetylglycerophosphocholine esterase activity
Source: RefSeq, a predicted model, not a curated record
AUGAAGAUCACCUUAAAAGAUUGGUUGUUGUCCUUGCAUUUCAUGCCGCUUGAGUUUGGCAUGCUGCUGACUCUGUUUAUGUUUUUCAUAGCACCUACUUAUGCUGUAUGGUCGCUGAUGCUACUUGCAUCCGGUAGCUUGUGUACAAUGGCGCUACUCGUUGUUCUUCCGCUUGCGCCACUGAAAUCUAGAGGCACGCAUCACGUUGGUAUUCGUCACCUUACGCGCGACCUUGCUGUGUACUACCCAACGUUUAUUAAACCAAUUGAGGGGGAAUCUUGGCUUCCUGGCAAUGACUCCUUUUACAUCCACGCUAUGGCGGCGACGGCCGGGGUAGGCACGCUCUGGCUGAAGCAUUUGAAGCUUGUGCAGAUUCCAUGUACUCGCAACGCGAGUAUCGUCUCACUAAUGGCACAUGACGGCACGCCUAGGAAAGUAUUUAUUCUGAGUCAUGCAUUAACUGCCCAUCACUUGGCAUACUCACAACUCGCCCUGGCAUUGGCUUCAUCCGGUGCUCUGGUGUAUAGCGUACUUCAUUCUGAUUGUAUAGAUAUUUCUGUUGAAAAGAGGGCUGACCACGCACCUGUGGGUGGAAAUGGGGACGAGUCCUUGCUAGAACUGGGGCUCAGCGAAGAGCUCAUGGAGGUGCAUCUGGAAAGACGUAUUGAGGAUAUUGUAGGUAUUAUAGAGGGCAUUUCCGGAGGGCAACUUCUCCGACAGUUGCACGUUGGGCCUGUAGAAUUACAGUCAUUUCUUUCUUCUGGGAGCAAAAUCAACCUUAUUGGUCACGGCUUUGGCGCAUUGACAAUGCUAGCUGCCGCCAUAAAGACUCCUGCAAUUGCAUCCUGCAUUUAUUCCAUUACUGCCCUUGAUGCAUGGCCGCUAGGCCUGCUGGAGCGUACUGUAGGCGGAAAGAUCUCCAUGCCGUUGCACACUCGGGUGCAGCUCGUUGACUCCGAGGAAUGGUGCGAGCGCCAGAAUUACUCGGCACUAUUCGAGGAACUACGGGUGAAGCUUUCCUCCGCUGGUGUCUCAUGCCUCCGCACAACUUGCAGUGGGACGGACCACAAGUCUAUCAUGGACAUGGGUCUCCUGCUGCCCCUGAUUAAACGAAAGCGUUUUUCCUCCAGGAAAUCCGCAAAGCUUAUUCCACUGAUGGCCAAAGAAGUGCUACAGUUUGCCGAGUAA